Molecule: messenger RNA, 1190 nt
Organism: Vitis riparia (riverbank grape)
Lineage: Eukaryota; Viridiplantae; Streptophyta; Magnoliopsida; Vitales; Vitaceae
Exons: 4
Coding region: 279-1004 (241 amino acids)
Source: RefSeq, a predicted model, not a curated record
CAGGAGGGGGUUUGCAGGACUGCGGAGAGCGCCGCAGUAGCAGAAGCGGCAGGCAGUGAGAGUCUGGGACACAUACACCACCAACAAAGACAAAACUACAUAAAAACCCCUGACAAUACACAGUCGCAGGCCCCCACCCCCACCCCAACCUCAGCCUCCACAUUCAUCUGUCGCUCUCACAAAUCUCUGUUAUUUGAUUUCCCUCUUAAAACACUUCCACCAGUUCCACCUUCCGCCUUCUGCCUCCGCCUUUCGCCCUUCGCAGCCCCCAUUCCACAAUGAAUUCUUCAUGGAUUUUCUUCCUCUUGUCUGAAAAAUUCUUCUCUCCCUGCCACCUCCACCCCCACUCCAGGAAGAACGAGAAAAAUAUUUUCUGUUUGGAUUGCUGCCUCACUCUCUGCCCCCACUGCCUCCCUCUUCACGACUCUCACCGUUUGCUUCAGGUUCGUAGGUAUGUCUACAACGACGUCGUUCGGCUCGAUGACAUGGAGAAAUUGUUCGACUGCAGAUUCGUUCAGUCGUACAUAACCAACAGUUCGAGAGUGGUUUUCCUAAACCACAGGCCCCAAACACGCCCCAUCAAAUGCUCCGGCAGCUUCUGCAGUUCCUGCCAGAGAACUCUUCAAGAGCCGUACCAAUUCUGCUCUCUAGCUUGCAAGGUACGGCAUGCGGUAGACAUGGAACGGCCGGUUUCGAGGUACAUUUACGACUGCGAGUGCCUGCAGCCGUUGGAUUUGGGGUGCGCGAAUCUCGAGGAGUCGCAGAUGACGCCCGGCUCAGUAUUGGACGCUGAGGUCUCGUCUCGCAAUACGACGUCGUCUGGCUCCUGCUGUGACGGUGACGGUGGCAUUGGGUGCUUAAAUGUCGGAUGUACGGCUACGACGGAGAAGGUUACGCGGAAGAAACGGUCCACCCGAGUCGCGGUGGCAAAUUUUUGUGACCGAAUUACCCCUCGCUCAGUUAGCAAGCGCAAAGGCCUCCCUCUUCGUAGCCCACUGUACUAGCAUAGGUUUUCCAGGGGUGUUAAUGGAUAUUUUGGAAAGGGCAAAAUGGUGAACAUAUUUUGUCAGUUUUGGUUUCAUUUUGAAAUGAUGUAAUUGCGAUGACUGAUGAGGGACCGGGCACUUGUGUAUUUUUCCUUUUUCACUACAAAUUUCAAGGGUUUACAUGGAAUUAUAUUUUUUUUCCAA